AUGGUGAAUAUUGCUCCUUUCGACUUGCUACCGAGCGCUCCCAUGAGCCCAAAUCCAUCAAACUUGGCAAGGCGAGACUCGACGUCACUUGUGGAAGACUCCAAGGGACUGUGGUUUGCAUUAGCGUGUCUGGCAGGCAUAGGACUAUGGAACUCCUGCGAGAUCGUCGUCGUCGUUUGGUGGACCUUCAGGCACAGGCGCACCCUCUAUUUUUGGAGCUUAAUGGUGGUCAUCGACUUCAGCCUCGGUAGCACGAAUGGCAUGUUUGUGGUGGUGCUUGGCUCAAUCGGCUGGAUUCCAAUGGUUACCGGCCAGUCCCUCGUCCUUUACUCACGGCUCCACCUUCUUUGGGUCGAUAGCCGCAUCAUGACUUCUCUCCUGACAAUGAUUAUCUUCAACGGUCUGACAAUGCACGGCGGCGCCCUUUCGAUAAAUAUCUUAGCGCGGGCCUUGCAGACGGAAUCAUUAAAAAGAGCCUACGAAAUCAUGGAGAGGACAGAAGUGACCGUGUUUUUUGUGCAGGAAAUCACUUUAUCCGGGCUAUACCUAUGGCGGUGCAGGCACUUCUUGAGGCAAUACGGACGCAGGAUGGAAUCAGAAGAAACCGCAGCGAUGAAAAGCACACUAAGGUCUCUUAUCCUGGCAAACCUGGUCGUUCUCUGUUUGGAUCUGAGUAUUCUCGUUCUAGAAUAUCUUGGCUACAACUAUGUGCAAAUCAAAGUCAAAGAUUUUAUCUACAGCUUCAAGCUCAAGAUUGAGAUAGGGGCCCUGAAUAGCCUACGAGACUUCGUGCGGCAGUUUCGAACCUUGGACUCCAGUUUCCAGUUCAAGCAGCAGAGAAAUAUUCAGGAAGGAAUCCAGAGACAAUGGGAGUCGGCACUGCAAAGAGCGUUUGGAACAGUAGGCCGGACGAGACCCGGGGAACCCGAGGAAGUUCACGUGGCAGAAGGCCGUCAGAUCCUGGUGCCAGGAGAGUUGUCAGCAGCUACAGAGGGGCAAUCUAUGGAAGCAGCGAUGGGUACAGGGAAGGAAAGGCUUGCAAAAGACGGCAAGUAG
Diaporthe batatas is the source of this 1056-nucleotide messenger RNA. RefSeq lists its product as uncharacterized. Lineage: Eukaryota; Fungi; Ascomycota; Sordariomycetes; Diaporthales; Diaporthaceae. The transcript has 3 exons. The record is from RefSeq and is a predicted model, not a curated record. Bases 1 to 1056 code for a protein of 351 amino acids.